AUGGAUCACCGACCGCAAGCAUGGGGCAGGCCCAGAGAUGACAUUUACGGUGCAUACGACGCCUCAUUCAUGAAUAGAAACGGCCCUACGACACACACCCAGCAGCCUAUCGUCACAGGAACGUCCGUCAUUGCCAUCAAGUUCAAAGACGGUGUCGUCAUGGCAGCCGACAAUCUGGCGUCGUACGGCUCUCUCGCCCGCUUCACUGACGUCAAACGUCUCCGCCCCUUUGCCGAUGCCUCAGUCGUUGGCUUCAGCGGCGACAUCUCGGACAUGCAGUACCUCGACCGCCAUCUAACCGACCUCGCCCUCACGGAGGCCUACGAUUCCCCUGACUCGGCGCGCCUCAACGCCUCCAAUUUGCACCGCUACCUCUCCAAGCUCCUCUACCGCCGACGCUCCAAGUUCGACCCUCUGUGGAACCACCUCCUCGUAGCAGGCCUCGACGACAAGGGCACUCCAUUCCUCGCUGCGGCAGAUUUGCUCGGAACAACGUAUUCCGCACCCAGCCUUGCUACAGGUUUCGGUGCCAUGCUCGCUCAGCCAGUGAUGCGACGUUACGCUCCCGAUGAGGAGUCCGCGGCAAAGCUGACUCGCGAGGAAGCUGUGGAUAUCAUCAAGGAGUGCAUGAAGGUUCUAUUCUACAGAGAUGCCAGAAGUCUUGACAGUUACUCACUGGCUAUUGUUACCAAGGACGGUGUGGAGCUCAGGGAGAAUCAGAAGCUGGAGGAUCAGAGCUGGGCGUUUGCUGAGAGAAUCAGGGGAUAUGGAACACAGACCGUUUGA
Molecule: messenger RNA, 786 nt
Organism: Metarhizium acridum CQMa 102
Lineage: Eukaryota; Fungi; Ascomycota; Sordariomycetes; Hypocreales; Clavicipitaceae
Gene: PRE4
Product: Proteasome subunit beta type-7
Cellular component (GO): proteasome core complex
Source: RefSeq, a predicted model, not a curated record